Messenger RNA from Tuber aestivum (summer truffle), 1191 nucleotides. The record is from the annotation of a GenBank genome assembly. NCBI's taxonomy places the organism in Eukaryota, Fungi, Ascomycota, Pezizomycetes, Pezizales, Tuberaceae.
AAAGACAACAAGCAUUGACCGACGCAACCCCACCUCAUCAUCUCCUCCCCUCCCCCAAACCCAUGCCAUUCCACCACCUUCCAAACGAGAUAAUAAUCCUAAUAGCCCGGGAGGUCGAAGAUCUCCCAGACCUCAACGCCCUCCUCCGGACAAACCGCCACCUGAUAACCCUCCUCAAGGAGGAGCUGAUUGAGGCAGUGUUCCGCACACACAACGCCAGGCGUGCCCGAAAAUUCCUCUUCAACGCCGCUGGCCGUGCAGACAAGCGCACCUGCGAGAACCUCAUCUGCCAGAGGGGAAUCCUAGAUCUAGCGCACUUCUACACCGGUGCGGUCCUGAACGACGCGAUAUCAGAUGCCAACAUCACCGCGCUACGCACCCUGCUGGGGUGCCCGGGUGUCAGCGUAAAUGAGCUGAGCUUCUCUGGCAGCUCACCGCUAUUCUACGCCGUCAACCGGAGGAAUAUCCAGGCGGUGCAAGCGCUCCUGCAGAUGCCGGAUCUGAACAUCAACUUUCACUCCAUGGUCUACAGAUCCGCCUUGGGUUUCGCUGUCGCCGAGAACUACGAGGAUUUGGUUCACCUACUACUCACGGAUCCGAGGAUUGAUGUCAAUUGUCGGGGGUACCAUGGUAGAUCUGUGCUGCAUACCGCCGCCAGCAAGGGUCUCGAGUCGAUCGUCAGGGCACUUUUGAGCCACAUGGAUAUCAAGGUUAAUACCCAAACGGGCAGUGGGGACACGCCGUUACAUUUCGCGGCUGCAGAAGGAUUUUCAGCCGUGGUGAGGUUGCUGAUUGCAGACGAGCGGGUUGAUGUCAAUCGGGAGAAUAUACGGCGGCGUUCCCCGUUGCAGGAGGCAGCGUACAGGAGGCAGCAGAACGUCAUGUCUAUCCUUUUGAGCGAUGAGAGGGUUAGCACACGGUUCGGGCGGCGGGAUCGGCAUUCCCCCUAUAGCACGGUGAGACCAUCUGAUGUCUUGUGAAUCAUAAGGCGCUAAUUAUUUGUUACAGCGAUCAUUGCCCUUUCACCACCCAACCCUUAUGGAAGAGCGCUGAGGGCCAGAAACUCUCCGAUUAUCAUGACUCGUGGCUGUCGAGCGCAGCCGCGCUACAACUAUCAGCACUCAUUGCAGAAAUCAAUAAUUGAGCACCACAUUAUCAUAGCUAAGAAAUUGAUUAAAAUUGAAAGUCUUC